ACUCAGAGCUCUCAUGCCUUCUCGAAAGGUAACUCACACUCUAUUAUAUUAGCCUUUUCAAUGGCCUUCCAUACUCUUUUCCCCGCUUCCUCCCCAUCCCAAUCUACAGCACACACUGCGGCACAGAUCAACUUUCCAAAGCUACGCAGUCCACGUCCCUCUUCAAACUCCCCCGUGGGCUUCCUAGGAGGAGCGAGUUGUGCCACAUGGGUUCAACCGAAGAGGGGGCCCCACGUCUGGCUACGAGGGAGGGUGGCCGACUGGGCCCGGAAGGAAGCGAGAAGGUCGAGCCGAGACGGGAAUGAAAACGAAAUUGAAAAUUAAAUCCCCGGCCCGGGACAAGGGCCAUCUGGCGAUCGGCGGUGGGACUGGGCUGGGACUCCCCCGGUGAACGGCGAUGUCUUCGAGAAAGUUUCCACUCGCGCAACGGGCCGGACCCGGCCCUGCCCCCUGCCCCCGGCCCUGAGGGAGAGAGGCGGAAGCGGCGUGGAGACCGGGAAGCGGGCCGGAAGACGACGCCACCGAGCCGCCCGGAUCCCGACGGCCAGCCCGGGGUUCGCCGGCAGAGCACAGAUUCCAUCCAGGUGAGACCCAAACCCAAGAAGACCCACUGAGACCAGAGUGGAGAUUCCCACCGCCCGGAAGAAGCCUCAGGUGGCCCCCGGGCUCUUGGCAGGCAGUGCUGGGACCUGACCCGAGAGAUGGCCGUGGGCGCCCCGGGCAUCCUGGACCUCCUGUGCCGAAUGCAGAAAGAGCAGCUCCUGAACCUCAAGUCCAUAUCGCUGAGCCUCGGCCAACCUGCCGGCCACCUCCUGCAAGUGGGGGUCCUGCUGGCCCUGGGCCAGGACAUGGAGGCCCGGAUCGCCCUGGAGGCCCUGCGAGAGGACCGGACGGCCCUGGCCGUGGCCACGGCCUGGGUCAACGGGGAGGACGUCUCGGCCCCAGAGGACGAGGUGGAUGUACAGUUGGCCGUGGCAUCCAUCUACCGGCUGCUGGCAGAGGAGCAUCUGUGCGGAAAGGCUGGGCGGGAUUCCUUCCGGGCCCGGAGUUGGGUCAGGGGUAAGGCCCAACAUGCACACGACCCCGGUUUCAAUCCCGAGGAACCCGGGGGCUUCGAACUGCUAAAGUCAGAUGUGGGCGAUUCCCAGGUCCUCCCCUUUAGGGAGAGAAGCUCCCCCCGGAGUAUACCGGGCGUUCAGCCGGGGAGGGGGACAGCCGACGCGUCCCCCCGGACCCUGCGUUCCUUGGGCACCCCCGCCUCCUUCAUUGGCAGCCUGGAGAUCAGCCAGUCACCCACCGUGCCCUACUUCUCCACGCCGCCUCGGCAGGCGCCCCCCCGGCAGCCCAGCAAGCUGUGUGACGGCCCCGUGGCCGGCUCGAAUCAGGUCCCCGAGGGCGGGGCCCGGCGAGAGCCGGAGGGGACGAACCGGCCGCCCGAGGGCCCUCCGCCCGCUAAGCCGAGCCUUCCAGACCCCCGGACUCUUCCCCCGGGCGCCGCCUCUGGCCCCCGGUGCCCAGCUGCGGAAAGGAGGCGGCCGACCCCUGGCACCGGGGCCGCGGGGGACCUCGAGCUCUCGGGGGAGGACCUCCCCCGGCACCAGCUCGCCUCAACCCCCGGCCCCGUCGGACCGUCUCCCCUUUCUCCUCCCGCGUCGCUCCCGCCCUCGUCCCCCAGCGCACCCGAUCCUUCCCCCUUGCUUCCGCCCUCGCUUUCUGGCCCGCUCCCCGCCGUGGACCCUCGCCCCUCCAGCCUCCCCGGGGACGGAGAGCGGCGCUUCUUCAGCUUCGUGGUCCUGCACGCCCCCGGCGACGAGGCCAUCGCCCUGCGGGUGCAGGCCAAGUUAGAGCGGUUGGGGGUGCCCGACGGAGCCACCUUCUGCGAGGACUUCCUCCAGCCCGGGAAGCUGGAGCUGAGCUGCCUGCAGGAGGCCAUCGACCACUCGGCCUUCACCGUCCUGCUGCUGACCGACAACUACAACUGCCGGCAGAGCCUGUUCCAGGUGCACACGGCCCUGCACCACUCCAUCAGCCGCCGGGACAAGCGGGACUCGGUGGUGCCUUUCCUGCCCAGGGAGAGCCAGCGCCGAGGAUCCGAGGUCCUGGCCCUGUUAUCGGGCCUGGUGCCCCUGGAUGAGCGCUCACCGGUCUUCCAGCGGAAGGUGACCCGUACCUUCACGGCGCAGAGGCUGCGAGAGCAGAGGAAGAUCUGGAGCCAGGAGCAGGCCAUCCGGGUCCUCCAGGAGAGGAGCCUCCGGCUGGAAGAAGAGCGGAGGCGGGAGGCCCAGAGGCGGGAGGCCGAGGACGGGUACCUCCGCCAGCGCUCGCUGCGGGAACGGGUGGCUGGCAUGAGCCUGGAGCCCCAGCUGAAUCCCAGCCUGGCUGCCCCGGCCACCCCGGCCGCCCCACCCGGACAUCCUCCGGUCCAGCCGUUCGUCCCCCAGGAGCCGGGGGCCACUCAGCCCCUCAUCAUCCACAACGCCCAGAUGGUGCAGCUCGGCCUCCACAACUACAUGUGGGGGCGUGGGGGCCCCAAGGAGGAGGGACCCUGGGGGGGCCUGGCCGAGGGGCAGGGGGAGGAGUCGGGGGACGGGCCUGCCGGACGCCCCGCUGGACCGGCUCGGGACUUGGUCUAG
This is a messenger RNA of Ornithorhynchus anatinus (platypus), 2633 nucleotides long. RefSeq names its product toll like receptor adaptor molecule 1 (gene TICAM1). The record is from RefSeq and is a predicted model, not a curated record. Gene Ontology annotation, molecular function: protein kinase binding. The transcript has 2 exons. Bases 702 to 2633 code for a protein of 643 amino acids. NCBI's taxonomy places the organism in Eukaryota, Metazoa, Chordata, Mammalia, Monotremata, Ornithorhynchidae. Gene Ontology annotation, biological process: positive regulation of canonical NF-kappaB signal transduction; positive regulation of cytokine production involved in inflammatory response; TRIF-dependent toll-like receptor signaling pathway.